AUGCAACUCAGCGAUGGUUCCGCCACCUCCAAGACCGCACCCCCGCUACCCACCUCCAAUCUCACGCCAGCCGAGCGGGCCACGGCCCGCUUCGCAGUCACCGGCAACGCCAUCAUCACCGGCGGGGCCGGCGAUAUCGGCUCCGUCGCCUGCAGAGCUCUGUUGGAGCACGGCCUCCAGGGUCUCGCCAUCUUUGACCUUCACCCAGACGCGGGACAGGCAAUCGUCAAUGAUCUUCAUUCCGAUUUUCCCGAUGCCAAAAUCACAUUUACAAAAGUGGACGUGACAGAUGCUGAGGCAGUGUCGCAGGCGGUUGCACAGGCCGAACGUGACAUCGGUCCGAUUAACCUGUGCUUUUGCUUCGCAGGCAUAGCCUUCGCUAUUCAUGCACUGGAUAUCACGCCGGAGCAGUGGCGAAAGAUGCUCGAGGUGAACACCACCGGCGCCUUCCUUGUCGCUCAAGCUGUGGCGAAGUCUAUGGUGAGCCGGGGGAGUGGCGGGAGUAUUGUUCUCAUGGCGAGCAUUUCGGCGCACAUUGUGAACUUUCCGCAACCGCAGGUUCACUACAAUGCUGCCAAAGCAGCCAUUCUAUCCAUCAAGAAGUCGCUUGCGGCAGAAUGGGCAAGGUACGGAAUCCGAGUCAACAGUAUCAGCCCCGGAUAUAUGGACACCAUCCUGAAUGAGGGCGAGGGUCUGGAAGAGCAUCGGCAGACUUGGAAGCAGAGAAACCCUUACGGUAGGAUGGGCAAGCCGGAGGAGCUGACUGGGGCUGUGAUUCUGUUGGCUAGUAGAGCCGGCAGCUACAUCACCGGAGCGGACAUUCUUGUCGAUGGAGGUAUCAGUGUCUUUUAA
Colletotrichum siamense is the source of this 852-nucleotide messenger RNA. It is a transcript of the gene SOU1-1, whose product is annotated as Sorbose reductase SOU1. The record is from RefSeq and is a predicted model, not a curated record. The coding region runs from base 1 to 852 and encodes 283 amino acids. The transcript has a single exon. Gene Ontology annotation, molecular function: oxidoreductase activity, acting on the CH-OH group of donors, NAD or NADP as acceptor. NCBI's taxonomy places the organism in Eukaryota, Fungi, Ascomycota, Sordariomycetes, Glomerellales, Glomerellaceae.